This is a messenger RNA of Thlaspi arvense, 1004 nucleotides long. NCBI's taxonomy places the organism in Eukaryota, Viridiplantae, Streptophyta, Magnoliopsida, Brassicales, Brassicaceae. The record is from the annotation of a GenBank genome assembly.
AAUAUAAAAUGUCCUCCUCUUUUCUAUUUCUUUUGGUUUUAAUGUUAAAUAAAAUGUCCUCUUCUUCAUCAAGAAACGUCUUUGAGGAUGGCAAAUACAAAACAGAUCUCUUAACCGUGGAUUCAUCAUCUUGCUGCUUGAGAAUGACUCCCUCUUCUUCUCCUUCGUUGCCGCCAAAGCGCCUCUUGAUAGCAACGCCUGUGGAGGAAGGGGAAUAUCCGGUGGUGAUGCUCUUCCAUGGUUACCUACUCUACAACUCCUUCUAUUCCCAGCUUAUGUUGCAUGUCUCUUCCCAUGGCUUCAUCGUCAUCGCUCCUCAGUUAUAUAGCAUCGCCGGACCAGACACGAUGGACGAGAUCAAAUCAACGGCAGAGACUAUGAAUUGGUUAUCAGUCGGACUUAACCACUUUCUUCCACCACAAGUAACACCAAACCUAUCCAAAUUCGCACUCUCCGGCCAUAGCCGCGGCGGCAAAACCGCUUUUGCAGCCGCCCUAAAGAAAUUCGGAUACCCCUCGGAUCUAAAGAUCUCGACAUUGAUCGGUAUAGAUCCGUUAGAUGGAACAGGGAAAGGGUUUCAAACCCCUCCUCCGGUUUUAACCUAUGAACCAAACUCAUUUGACCUAGACAACAUGCCUGUACUUAUGAUCGGUUCGGGGCUCGGAGAAACCGCCCGGAACCCGCUCUUCCCGCCGUGUGCACCUCCCGGAGUGAACCACCGAGAGUUCUUCACGGAAUGUCAACGUCCAGCGUGGCAUUUCGUUGCAAAGGAUUACGGGCACUUGGACAUGCUUGAUGAUGAUACAAAGGGGAUUAGAGGGAAAGGAUCUUACUGUUUGUGCAAGAAUGGUGAAGGGAGAAGGCCAAUGAGGAGAUUUGUUGGUGGUAUUGUUGUAGCAUUUUUGAUGGCUUAUUUGGAAGGAGAUGAUUAUGAAUUGGUUAAGAUCAAAGAUGGGUGUCACGAGGGUGUUCCUGUCGAAAUUCAAGAGUUUGAGGUUAAGAAA